AUGGGCAGCCAGUCAACAAACCAGGGUCUUACUCUCAUCUGCGUCACCAUUGUUGCGGUCAUCGUCUGCAGUGAGGCGGCCACGGGUAGACAAUAUGGGACAUGGGUGGACAGACGGAGAGACAGAGAAUGUCAGCGAAGCUUGAUCUGUGAGUACAGACAAGCCAACUGCAUCAAUAACUCACCGCAGAAUCAAUGGAGGUGCAUAGCUAUCAUUAACUCAAUGAAUGCAAAGAUGUGCACCCGUCACAUUUGCGAGAAAGCCCAGGGAAUGGUGUGCUCAGAGACUGACCCCGGGGAAAUAUGA
This is a messenger RNA of Candidula unifasciata, 306 nucleotides long. NCBI's taxonomy places the organism in Eukaryota, Metazoa, Mollusca, Gastropoda, Stylommatophora, Geomitridae. The record is from the annotation of a GenBank genome assembly.